GUGAAUGUGUUGAUUGAAAGCGAUAGCAUAAUGCUGUUGGAAUUCAUUUUGAAUUUUAUUAUGGACUGAUCUUUGCUUGACUCGAGGUAGAAUUCGUUUUCAUUUCCCACUAAAUUGUGCUUAAAAAUAAACGAACAUUUUUUUCCCUAAAAGUACUGUGUUAUGUGCCUGUUACCUUAAAGUAAUAUGUGAUUCUAUAUCAUGAUGUUGCAAUAAUCUGGACUAUUAAGGAAGCAUUUAUCUCUCUUUCAAAUUCUUGAUUAAGAUAUUUAUUAAACUAUUAUAAUCGAAAUAAUGUCAGCUUAUUCUAAUAAUCCUGAAAAUUCGCUCAAGCGAGCCAAUGAGUUUAGAGAACUUGGAAAACACGAUGAAGCAUUAACAUGUUUGUAUGAUAUUCUUAAAAAUCGUAAGAACAGGCUGCUGAAAAAUGUUCAUGAAAAUAUAAUUCAUAAUUAUUUGGAAAUAUGCGUUGAUCUGAAGAAAAGCCAAGCUGCUAAAGAUGGAUUGUACUUGUAUCGAUCAGUAUGUCAAGGUGUAAAUAUUAAAUCUUGGGAAAACUCAUUGUAUGAAUAUCUUCAGAAUGCUGAAGUAAAAACCGAGCAUGCUAAAGAAAUUUCUCAAGCUACUCUGUUUGACUCCGAGGCUUUAGAUUUAACUGUUACUCCGGAACAUUUGUUGAAGUAUGUAAGUUCUGAGGAUGCUCAAGAUAGAACUGAAAGAAUUGUGCUUCUUCCUUGGGUUAGAUUUUUAUGGGAAAGUUAUCGCAUAUGCUUGGAGCUUCUUCGGAAUCCACAGAUGGAAAAGCUUUUUCACAAAAUUGCUCAGAGAGCUCUUGCUUUUUGUGUAAAGUAUUCCCGUAAGGCUGAAUUACGUAAAUUGUGCAAUCUUUUAAGAACUCAUAUAGCCCAUAUACAUAAACAAGUUGAAAUGCAUUUCAGAAUUCAUGAUCCCGAAAUUCAGAUGUUAUAUUUGGAAACUGGUAUAUUUCAACUUGAGUGUGCUGUACAAAUGGAACUUUGGCUGGAUGCGUUCAAAGCGAUUGAAGAUAUACACCUUUUCCUUAGUUUAACAAAAAAACUGUUAAAUUCACGUAUUAUGGCAGUUUAUUAUGAAAAAGUAUCUUUGGUAUUUUGGAAAGCAAAUGAUUAUUUAUUUCAUGCGGCUGCUGUUUUACGUCAAUUCCUUCUUGUGCGGGAGCUAAAGAAAAACUUACCAGCGGACGAAAUGUCAGUUAUGGCUGCUCGCGUUGUACUUGCAAUAUUGUCAGUACCUUUCGCUGUUGAUAAUCCCUCAGUAGAAUUGAUUAUUGAAACAGAUGACUCUGUGAUCCAUAAAAAGCAGCGAUUGUUAGCAACCCUGCUGGAUUUGCCUUGCCGCCCAACUCGAAGUUUAUUAAUAAAAGAUUUGGAACGCCAUGGCAUUAUACACUAUACGCCCGCAAUUGUACAAAAAUUAUUUUAUACUUUCGAAUUUAAUUUUUUACCUUUAUCACUUCCAUCACUUAUUGAACAAACUAGUAGUCUUAUUGAUAAUGAUAUCUGUUUCCAUAAUUUAAAGCAAUACAUGCUUCCAGUUCGUGAUUUUGCAAUAAUUAAACUUAUAUCAGAUUUAUCCAAAGUAUACAAGUGUAUAACAUUUACGAAGUUAUUAUCUUUGCUUCCAGCUGUUGAUGAAUAUUAUUUUGAGAGAUUAAUUGUGGAUUCUGCAAGAAGGUAUAAUUUUUCUUUAAAAAUUGAUCAUAAUAGUAAGUGCUUGCACUUUUAUAAUAACAUGAGUAUUUUUCGAAAUAAACAAAAUCUCGAAUGCAAUGAAACUCAUAAACUUUUCUACGACGGAAAUCUAAAUCAUUUGGCUAUUAUCCAUUCUUCUCUGAUUCAAAUAAAUAAAUGCCUUUCAUCACAAGAUAUAAAAAUUAAAAGCCAGAAAAUACGUUCAAAAAUAGUUAACAAUUAUAUUAUAACGCGGGAUACGGAUCAUAAGAAAACCUUACAGCGCAAGAAACUUAUUGAAAAACACAAAGAAGCAAUUGAAAAUUUGAGAAUAAGAAAAGAAGAGGAAGAGAGGAAACAUCACGUUCAGACACAGCUGAAGUAUAUAGCAGCGGAAAAAGAACGGCUCUUGAAAGAAGCCGAAGAAAGAAACGUGCAAAGACUUCUUCUCCAAAAAGAAGAAAUAAAACGGAAGAUCUUCCUUGAAAAAAUGGAAGUACUGAAACAAACCCAAAUAGGAUGUCAGUUAAUUGAGAAUCUCGAUUUUAGUAACCUUGAUACCCUGGAUCCAGAAGUUUGGUUGUCCAAACAAAUUGAACUUUUCACUCGGGAAAGAAAAGAAUUUUUAUCUCGUUUACGGAGGCAAGAAAAGACUGUAGAUUAUAUAGAAAGAGCUAAGCGAAUGGAAGAACUACCAUUACUUAUUUUAGAAUAUGAAGAAGAGAAGAUCACUUGCCGUGAGGUAUGGGAACAAGAUGAGAGAACCAGAAUUGAAACUGCCCACAAAGAACGAGAGCGCGAUGUUAAAAAAAGAGAAAAAAUUCUGAAAGUAAAGAAGGAUUUAGAUGAUUUUAUUCUGAAGGUUCAGAAAAGGCACAGAGAUGAUUAUAAGAAAUGUAUGGAAGAUUUCUUGGUGAUCCUGAAUUCAGAAAAACAGAAGCGAAUGGAGCAAAGAGCUCUUAGUAGGAAAGUGCAGAGACGAAUUGCUUGGGUAGAAAAUCAAUCGCGGAUAUUGAAGCAAAAAAAAUACAAGCAAAGCAAAGUCGCAAUUAAUACCAGUGACCAAGCAGUCUUUCUAGAUAACAAAAAUAAAUUAAAGACGGCUGAGAGUGGAUUACAAGCUGAGCUUAGAAGUAAACAGAGUGGCCAGGAAGAAUAUGUAUUAAACCAUGCAAAAAAUUAUUAUAUUUCUAAAGAAAGUGAAGAACUGAAGAAGAUCUCUAGUGAAAGAGAAAAGCCUCAAACUAGUACCGAAGAAACAAGCAGUAUUCGGGAUAUAAGAUUUAAAUCAAAAUUUCACAAUGAGACAUCAAAAGAGCAAAAUACUCAAUCAUUAUACGUGCUAAAACGUUUUGAAAUGUUAAGUGAUGACAAUGUAAGACCGCGCGUUUAUAACUAUCUUCGUCCACGAAUAUUUAAACUUGAGAAAGCAAAAAAUGUAUUGACUAAAGACCGUAGUGAAGAUGUUCAGCAGAGAAAUUUGAGAUACGAUGAUAAAACUCAGCAGAUCCAAUUUUCAUCUUUCAGAGCACCUAUAGAAAAGAAAAAUAAUACGUUUCCCAUAUGCGAAGAACGAGUUAAAAAUCAAGACAAACUUGAGUGGCGAAGACAAAACCUUGAAUCUGUAGAUCAGUCCCAAAGAUCGGCAUCUAGAGAAAAGACAAACCGUUGUGAAAGAACUUCUUUUGAUAGCAAUGAAAGACAGAAAUCUGUUUUAAGAUAUUCUUGCACACCUUGGGCAAAGAGUAGUCGUAAAGAAGGUAAUGCUUGAUGAUAUAUCCAAAUAUUUCUGACUGUAGCUAGAAUUUUUUUCCCUUCUCAGUAUGUAAGCAGUAAUAUCCAAUGUUCAAAUAUUUCGUUAAGUUAGUAUUUUUAAGAAUUAGUAACUCGUAUAUAUUAAUAACAAACAUUAGUAUGUACAAAUGAUCAAAAUAUUAAAGUGCUUGAUUAAUAAGUUGUUUAUUAAAAUUCCGAAAGUUCAUGUAAAUGUUGCAUUAGUUCUGUAUGUAGAACAUAAGUUUCGAACUAUCUAAGAAUGUAGUAAUGUCAUAUUAUAGAAAAUAAGUUAGCUUGAUUUUCAAUAAAAUGUGAA
Stegodyphus dumicola is the source of this 3801-nucleotide messenger RNA. RefSeq names its product eukaryotic translation initiation factor 3 subunit A-like. Gene Ontology annotation, biological process: translation reinitiation; formation of cytoplasmic translation initiation complex. Gene Ontology annotation, molecular function: translation initiation factor activity; mRNA binding. The record is from RefSeq and is a predicted model, not a curated record. Gene Ontology annotation, cellular component: eukaryotic translation initiation factor 3 complex, eIF3m; multi-eIF complex; eukaryotic translation initiation factor 3 complex, eIF3e. NCBI's taxonomy places the organism in Eukaryota, Metazoa, Arthropoda, Arachnida, Araneae, Eresidae.